AAAUGGACGACAAGUCAGACACCGAUUGCACACAAAGACAGACAAAGAGGAGGAAAACUAACGACACUUAUGUUUGCGAUUUCAUCGGUUGUGGAAAGAAGUAUAACCAAAAACAAGGUCUCGAUAGACAUAAAAGUAGUCAUUUGGGACAUCCCUAUGAGUGCGAAGUGUGUGCGAAGGUAUGCCGAGACAACUAUGGACUCAAUCAACACAAACGCAUACAUUUAGGUGAGACCUAUCGGUGCGAUGAGGACGAGUGUGAGGCCACGUUCAGCACCGAAUUCAGGUUAAGCCAACACGUGAAGAGUAAACACCGCACUGACUACCAGUGCGAACAUCCGGGAUGUGAUUACAAGACCGGACUUAUGGAUUGCCUAAAACAACAUCAAAUCAGUCAUUCAAAUGCGAGUUUCAAGUGUUCACUCAAUGGCUGCGAUAAGACGUUUAAAGCAAAGUUGUAUUUAAAACAACACCAGUUGAGAGCACAUCCCGAGGCGUUUGCAGACAUACCAUGGAUUGAAUGCUCGCAGACUGACUGUCCGUUUAGAACUAAAUACAAAAAAUUUAUGACAGAUCACAAUAGAGAACAUAUAAAGUGCUGUACAUGUGAUGUAUGCGGAAAAUCUAUAUCAUAUCUACGAAUGGACGCUCACCGCCGCACUCACGACAAGUCGUUACAAAUCCCGUGCGAAUGGUAUGGAUGUGAGCGAACAUUCACUAGAAAUAUUGCAAUGAAAGCACACAUGAAUGAACACACGUGUGAGACUACAUACCGGUGCCAAUGGCCCGGUUGUGACAAAACUUAUUUUAAUAGCAAUAGUUUAUAUAUUCACGAGAAGAGGCAUAAUGUGUUAGACCAGAAGUGCCAUUGGCCUGAAUGCGAGUACUCGACCACUAAUCCCAUUAGACUUCAUAAUCAUAUCGAUAGACAACACAAG
Medioppia subpectinata is the source of this 938-nucleotide messenger RNA. The record is from the annotation of a GenBank genome assembly. NCBI's taxonomy places the organism in Eukaryota, Metazoa, Arthropoda, Arachnida, Sarcoptiformes, Oppiidae.